AUGGCAGACCCGGUCUCGUUCGCUGGAGCCCCUCCCACUGGCAUGGCCCUUCCGGACUCCUUCGGUGUACUGCUCCUCUCGACUAUCAUAGUUUCAGCGUUAUAUGGCAUCACUGUGCUGCAAACGCUCUACUACUAUGAGAGGUUCCCGAAGGACCCGUGGAGACUGAAAACAGCGGUCGCUAUCAUAUGGGUUCUAGACACCGUUACGAUAGUGCUGGACGCACAUAUGGUCUAUUACUACCUGAUCGACAACUACAAUAACCCUACUGCGCUGUUGUCGCAAGUCUGGAGCGGACAGGUCGAACUUCUCUUCACCUACAUAGUCGUGUUGAUGGUGCAGAUCUUCUUCGUAAUGCGGAUAUACCAACUUCGCCCCAAAGCAUGGUAUAUUCCCCUGCUAAUGGGUAUCCUUGCCUUCGUAUCUUUUGGUCUUAUAGUUGCAAUCGUCGCUCGAGAAUUCAAGCACACUGCCUGGAAUGACGUCCAGACCCCACAAGUCCUCAAUGCCCGUAUCGCCAACUGGGUCUUCGGUAUGGUGGUCGACAUAUCGAUCACAGCCGUCUUGUGUUGGUACCUCGCAAGCGAGAAGACAUAUAUCCGGCGUCGGACCCAUCGCAUGCUCAACAGAAUCAUUCUCUUCAGCGUUCACAGGGGCGCCAUUGCAGCCGCAUUGCAGGUGUUGACUCUCCUCACCAAAUUCAUUUGGCCACACACUCUCGUUUGGCUCGCGUUCCACAAUGCGUUGAGCAAAGUAUAUAGCAAUUCGAUGCUUGCAACGCUUAACAGUCGCACUCAUCUGCGGGACAUGAUGAUGAAGAGCGACGCCGAUGGCACGGAGCUCAGCUUGCCUACCGUCAGUCAGAAUAAACGGAGCGGUGACCAUCAGAACGCAACACUACAAUUCGCGCACGCAUGGUCAUCCGUGUACGAACAGGGCAGCAUGGGGUCAUCGAAAGUGGGCUCAAGUACCGGCGGAGGGAAUGACACGUCGUUCAAGGGAUGA
This is a messenger RNA of Trametes versicolor FP-101664 SS1, 1005 nucleotides long. RefSeq lists its product as uncharacterized. The record is from RefSeq and is a predicted model, not a curated record. The transcript is spliced from 21 exons. The coding region runs from base 1 to 1005 and encodes 334 amino acids. NCBI's taxonomy places the organism in Eukaryota, Fungi, Basidiomycota, Agaricomycetes, Polyporales, Polyporaceae.